Messenger RNA from Cladocopium goreaui, 3102 nucleotides. The record is from the annotation of a GenBank genome assembly. Lineage: Eukaryota; Dinophyceae; Suessiales; Symbiodiniaceae.
AUGGACCAAGCGGUCGAAUUCAUAAAUGCAUUCCCUGAGUGUGCUGCUUGGCAUGUGACAGCACUCAGCGCUGACAAGAGCCAAUGCCUUUUCAAUAGACAGUCGAUUGGUCGGGCAGCGCUGCUGGCAGCGUUACCACAAUGGCUGCAACUCAAUAGAUGCCAUUUGUUUGUGCGGCCUUUGCUAGGCAAUCUAGUCUUCUUGGAUUUAGACGGCUACAAGGGACGGUGGGAAGACUUGCUGGCAGUCAGGCCACGGUGUGUCACUACCACGUCUGCUGGAAACUUUCAAGCGUGGAUCCUCAUCGACCACACGCUGUCAGCCAAAACUGCGUUCUGGGUGCAGCAGCAACUGACGCAGGCAUUGCAAGCUGAUGCCAGAGCAUGUUCUAUGAAUCAACAAGGUCGCAUGCCCGGCUCAGAAAAUGCCAAGCCUGGAAAGAAUCACGUGGUGCAAGUGCUGUAUAAAUCCUUGGAUCACUUGAAUGAGUCGAUUUUCCUUCAGAUGGUGCCCAAGCCGGUCUUCAGGAUUCAGGCUGACAAAGUAGUUCCCAAGGUAGCUGCUCCAAAGGUCCCGUCUGGAGAGAAGCUGCUUGAUCGAUCGGGUCAGGAUUGGCAAAGUGUUUGUACCUUUUGGGAACAACAUCCCCAAGCUACCAUGGAAGAAGCGCGGGAAUAUAUGCGAGGCCGCUGGCAGGCAACACGUCAGCAUCAACACUACUAUGAAACACUGACCUUGGAAAAGGCGAAGAAGCAUUGCCAAGGCGCAGCAUCAUGCGAAGCUGAGCCUCCGCGAGACGGCAGUCCUCCGGCUGUUGCUGCUCCAGCGUCCGCCAGCUCUGUGCCCGAGCAACCUGACGAUGUUCAGCAGCUGAUUGAGGCAGCCUUGGAUGCCAGGUUCCCACAAGUUGCAAGCACUACAAAACAGUGUGUUGAAUGCAAGAAAGACCUUCGCAGGGCGCUCUUCACAGAACGGCAGUUUCUUUCCAAGACUCCAGUGUGCAAAGAAUGCCGCCCAGUGGAUGAUCGUUUCUUGAAACGUGUGAAGUCCACCAAAAGCUGCGUGGAGUGCUUGAAAGAGCUUCCCCGUGAUUCUUUCACAGAUACUCAGUGGGAGCGCGGGUCAAAGUCCAAGUGUAAAUUGUGUGUUGCGAAACAACAGAUUUCCCAGAAGCAGCAUACCAAGCAGUGCCAGCAAUGCAAGGUGAAGAAGGCGAAGGAUGCGUUCAGCAAAACUCAGUGGGAGUACACUGGCAAGGUUGGCUCAACUUGCAAAGAGUGCUGUGAGACGAACAUGCGGAAACGGAAGCUUGACUUUGCCCAGGAGCAUGGUGGCAAACGCUCGAAAGACGCUGGAACUAGCGAAACCGCUGGCGUUGAAUGUUGGGAGACACAGGAUGUCGCAGAAGCACUUCGUUGGUUGCUGCACGUGCCUUUGACUUCACUGCCCAGCAUCGACAAGAAGACGGCUCAGGCAAUGCAUGCAGUGGGCAAAAGAGCCAAUUGGUGGAUGAAGGACAUCAAAGCUGACACUUCUGGCAUCUCUGUCCAGGAGAAAAUCAACAAAAUCGUGACAGCGCAUGAAUCCCUGCAGCACUUGGGGGGCCGAGAAGGUGUCAUCAAGGUCUUGCGUGAGGCCGAGCAGACAUGGAACAACAUGGAACUCGACGCAGCUUUCGUGCUUCGACGUUGUGGCUUCUGCCUCGCCAAUUCCACCCGAGGAGUCAACGUGCCGGAUGUGAGGAAGGGCCUCAAGGAAGUCCAAACGUUGCUGCUGCAGCAUUAUCAUCAUGUCGACAUACCCAAAAUUUGUUGGUCAGACAACGGAUCGCAGUUCCGGGGGGUCGUUGCUGAAGCGAUCCGACUCACCCUUGGAAUAGUGCCCAAGUAUAUUCCUGCGGGGCGACCGCAGUCCAAUGGCCUCGUCGAGGCGUACAAUAGAGUGUUGGACGGGAGUCACGGAGGUGACCGUCAACGCUUGCUCGGUGCUGUCUCAGCGUACAACAGUUUGCCCAGACGCCCACAUGGCCUUGCACCAGAAACCUUGUGGCGGGCGCUGAGGCCACUUGAGUCUCAAUGGCGCAGCAAAACCAUUGAAGCUGUUGCUGGCACGACUGCUGAUCCGCUAACGGAUGCGGAGUGGUUGGAGCUACUAGAUGAACAUGCGGCUGCCGAUACUGACUUGUACCAGAAAGCUGCAGAGAAAUUUGGGGAUGAUGUCACACAAUUGCAGAAGCUUUUCCACUCGGCCCAAGAACGUGCUGCUUUAGCGAAGAAGGUCAACAGGCAAAAGCGACAAGAGCUGAAGCAAGCACCUCUGGUGACCGGUGACAUUGUACUUUGCAAGUCAACGCAAUACAAGAGCACAGCUGGAUUUGGAAAAUUUGAAACUUCUUCUGAUGGCCUGCGUCAAUACAGUGUGGUCAGCUUCAGCGGCGGCAUUGCCACUUUGCAGGAGAUCACCACGGGAACAAUGAUCACACGACAUGAAUCCUUGUUGCGGAUCAUGCCGCGUGUCGUGCAGCCUGGACAAUGCACUGGAGACAAUGAAGGCUUGCCGUCGCCCAAUGCCAAAGCCGCAUUGAAAACUUUGGAAACCUUGGGUCGCUUCUUUGUCCUUCGGACCCGUGGCGAUGGAGGGUGCCUCUAUCGCAGUUUCGCGAUGGCCCUGCAAUUGCAAGCUGGCGUGAAAGUGCAUGCGCUCGAGGACAACGAUGCCCGAGCUGCAGCCCUCCGAGAAGACCUCGUGAAAUUCAGCAAGCUCUACGUGCAGGGCUGCACGGCCGAUGCGGCCAAUAUGGCGGCCACUUGCUUACAAGUGGAACUGGAACAAGAGACUGCUUGGGAUUCUUCGAAACCUUUCACCUGGGAAAGGUAUUGGGAGUUCAUGUCGAAACCACAUUCGUUUGCGACCAUGUGGAGCGUCGGUCGGUUUGUUGAGAGUUCGAAGUUGGCUGUGUUCGUCUACAUUGAAGAUAACAAGAAGGUCAAGCCGAUUUGGUCAGAGGACCCGCCAUGGGCCACGGGCCAGUGCCACGUGCUACGCACUGGUUGUCACUAUGACUUGUUGGUGCCAAGGCGCAUCCACUCGAAGCAAGGAUGA